GGUUUUUAGGGGGCCAAAAAAGUGGGAUCAUAUGAGAAGGAUUCUUUGGCCUAUGUCUUAGUGAAUUAAGAGAUAUUGAAUGUCUAAAGCGUAAUUUAUUGGGUCAAGAAUAGUUACACAUCCUUAAUAUGGACACUCUCAAAAUUUUUGUGAAUCUGGUGCGAAUCUCCAUUAAAGCAAGUGACAAAAUUGUGGAUUUGCGAAAACUACUGUUCAAGAUCAUACUCAAAAGGAGCACGAAAAGCUCGAGGUACCACACAAGUCUCUUUUUUAACUUUUUUUAAGGCAAUUACGAAGCAAUAUAGUACCAAACCUUCGAUCCUAGGUUCGUUGCGGCUUCUUUGAAUUACCAUGUCGAAAGUCUCGAAGAAAAUAACUAAUUGGUUAUACAGUGUUCUUCAGCCCCAGUACACUCAUCCUGAAAUCGCAUACAAGGACAUUUAUCAAUUCCUUCAGGUCUAUAUAGAUCAGGGGUUCAGGAUUCGAACAGCUGUCUAUACGUCUGUACACGGUGGCUCGGAGUUAUUGGUUAAUCUAUAUGGUCCUUUGAUUUGCGGGAAUAAUGUCUUUCAAGUCAGUAUUUGGAUACCCUUGAACUAUCCUUUAGCCGAUACAUCGGGUAAAGCUUCAGGAUACGACGCAAACGGUGUUCCAAUAACUUUCGCAGUGCCCUCCAAAGGUCAAAUUAUCCGUCCUGGCAAUAAUGUCGACUCUCAAGGUAAAGUUUACCAUCCCUUUCUCGUAAGCUGGUACAACUCAACAUCCACCAGGCAAAUGAUGGACCAAUUCAAUUUACUUCUGUUGAUGGAGUGCCUAAAGUCGACGUUCGAACGAAGUUCACCUAUUGGUCUCGCUCCACAAACUACAGGACCAACGUUGCCACCGAAGUCUCCGAGCAAGAUUAACUCACCCCAACAAGCACGUAUUUCAACUCUUUCGAGUGGGCCACCACUACCGGAGAAGUUUGCUCACUCAGGGAAUUCCUCGGAGCUGAUACCUCAGAAAUACAGAGGACCUCCUCCUUUGCCAACUUACACAACUCAAAAUCAGUGGGUUGGUAUUGAUUCAAGUCAAAGUCAAUCAGCCAUGAUCCAAUCUCCAGGUCAGUCUACACUCACGCGUUAUCUAAACACUUUAGAUCGGGCGACCACCGUGAAGGGUGAAGUUAGUCGACCCAGACCCUCCGUUGAAACAAAUCAGGGGGAAACGUCUGUUAUUGAAGAUCUCAUGGAUAAAGUGACUCUCGAGUCCAAGAAAGAGAAUUCCGACCCACGUGAAUUGCAGCGAAUUGCUCAGCAUAUAAACAGAUAUUUAAACCCUGGGAAUCCUGAGAGUGUGAAUAACAAAAUUCCACGAGUCAGGAAAACACGGAACAUAGCCAAGGCCCUUUAUUCUCAACUUUUGCACCACAAAAAUCAAGCUAGAGCCAACGCCGAAAAUCUUGAUAAACACGUCCAGUACCUAGAGGACCAAGUUCAGACGGUAAGGUAUUCGAAUCAAAAACUAAAUGAUCUUACAGAACUCAAUAAGAAAAGCUCCACAGAAGUUGUUUUGAGUGCAUCUGAGAAUAGAAAAAUUGCUUUAGAUGAUCUUGUGCUCCCGGACCUGAUGUUGGUCCGACAACUCUACGAUUCUGUCGCCGAAAUCAGGGGAUACAAAGACGCAAUAAGGCUUGUUGGCGGAACUUUCAAAUCGGAACCAGAACUUAUUAACAACCUGACUUUAGAGUCUUGCAUUCGGUCUGUCAGAGCGUUGUCAAGAGAGUUGUUUUGGCUCGAGGUUACAAGAGAUGAAAUAGGUAGACUCAUGAGCUUACAAUUGUAA
Metschnikowia bicuspidata var. bicuspidata NRRL YB-4993 is the source of this 1824-nucleotide messenger RNA. It is a transcript of the gene VPS23, whose product is annotated as ubiquitin-binding ESCRT-I subunit protein. The record is from RefSeq and is a predicted model, not a curated record. Gene Ontology annotation, cellular component: ESCRT I complex. Lineage: Eukaryota; Fungi; Ascomycota; Pichiomycetes; Serinales; Metschnikowiaceae. Gene Ontology annotation, molecular function: ubiquitin binding. The transcript has 2 exons. Gene Ontology annotation, biological process: protein transport; protein modification process; endosome to lysosome transport. The coding region runs from base 352 to 1824 and encodes 490 amino acids.